GUUAGUAUCGUACCAUGUUGACGGGUUCUCCUUACUGAAAUACGUCAUCGCGGGUUGUGCACACGUUGGAUGUCCAGUAGAAGCGUCACUCUCAGUGGUGACCUUGACCGGUGACGUCACAGCAGAGGCGCGCACUGGAGAUAAGUAAUGUUUAAAUGAGACGUGAACGAAAGAGAGCGCGCAGAGUGAGCGCGCGCACGCAAGGACUAGUAGAGAUUGCUGUCAUCUGAUUGGAUGGGUCUUACACUGUGCCGUUGGCUGAGUGAUGGCCAUCAUAGAAAGAAAACAUCAUCAUCAUCAUCAUCAUCGUCCUUUCAUUCUUUUUCUGUAACUCCACCCAUUCGUCUAGCUGUACUUUUAGACACGCCCCCCGUUCCCCCCGGACACCCACGAUCACAAUGGAGCCAGACUCACCUAUCGCCUAAUCUAAAGACAUGUUCUUCGGGUGGAUGUGUGUCCCGUGACCGAGUGGAACAGAGCAGCGACGGAGUUCGUGCCGCAGUCGGUGUUGUGACGGGGCUACAUAUAUGGGAGGUGCUGUGGGAGACGCAACACAGGGGAAGCCACGCCCUCUUAGGUGUGUCCACACAAAAAUGUCCUCUGCAGACCUCUGGCUACACUGCGCUAAUAGGUGGCGACUCCUCUUCCUGGGGAUGGCAGCUCUCGACCAAUCGGCUUUGUCACGAUGGGAAAGAAGCGGGGCAGUACCCUAAGGGCGGAGCCACGGAAGUCUUACGUGUUCCGGAUCGCAUACUGCUGGUUGUGGAUGCAGACGCAGGGACCCUGGGAUACGUGGUGGAUAACUGCUUUUUGGGCAUCGCCUUCACGGACCUCCCUAAAGGGUCAGAGCUUUUCCCUGCGGUUAGCUGUGUUUGGGGAGGAGCCAAAAUCUGCUUACGCUACCUGUGCGGCAUGACGCAUGAUCCGCCCGCUCUUCAGACUCUGAGUCGUUUCUCUGUUCGUCAGCAUCUCAGGAUGAACAGGAUUCAUGUGGCAUUUCCACCUGCUGUACGACGCCUCCUAUUAAACACAACAGAUGAGACUCUAUGAGAAUGAUGUCAUGAAGAAAGAGAAUAUAGAUUGUUUUAAAACUAAUUUAACGCUUAUUUAAAUACAUGACACUUUGUUCGAUUUCUUAUGUAGAUUUAAAAUGUUUACCUCUUAAUAAACGGAUACAUUUUAAAACUACACACCCGCACAUCUAAAGGCUGUCUUUAGUCUGAUCAGGUCAAGAUAGUUGGGUGUCACAGGAAUCAACUGGAA
Messenger RNA from Paramisgurnus dabryanus, 1263 nucleotides. RefSeq names its product SPRY domain-containing SOCS box protein 2. Gene Ontology annotation, molecular function: protein binding. NCBI's taxonomy places the organism in Eukaryota, Metazoa, Chordata, Actinopteri, Cypriniformes, Cobitidae. The record is from RefSeq and is a predicted model, not a curated record. Gene Ontology annotation, cellular component: SCF ubiquitin ligase complex. Gene Ontology annotation, biological process: proteasome-mediated ubiquitin-dependent protein catabolic process.